Molecule: messenger RNA, 1604 nt
Organism: Aphanomyces astaci
Lineage: Eukaryota; Oomycota; Saprolegniomycetes; Saprolegniales; Verrucalvaceae
Exons: 2
Coding region: 108-1535 (475 amino acids)
Cellular component (GO): small-subunit processome
Molecular function (GO): protein binding; snoRNA binding
Source: RefSeq, a predicted model, not a curated record
CAAAGAACGGGUAUUUAAAGCGCACUUAACCAGCCCCGCUUAAAACCAACCAAAUCCACCGUGAACAAUUGCCGCCCCAUCUUCAAACGGCGCGCCACGGAGUUCCGAUGAAACGCAAGCAAUCAUCCAAGAGCAGCUACAAGCCUAAGGUCAAAGGAGGCAAGGGAAAGUAUGGCAACAAGAAGGCCAAGGUAAACGACGAGGCGUUUGACUGGGGCGAAGGCAACAACCACAUCGCUUCGGACAGCGAAGUGUCGGACGACGAGGGCAAGAAAGCCAAGAAGGCCGACAUCGACGAAGAAGACCCGUACGCGAACGAAACGAACGAUGAGAAGCGCGUGCGUCUCGCCAAGGCGUAUUUGGGCAAGCUGAAAGACAAAUUCCAAGACGUGGACGACGACGACGAUGCUGCUGACCCCAGCGACCGGCUGGCGUCGCAAUUGGAAAAGGACGUGCAGGAAUCCUCUGGCAAACUGUUCAAGCAGGUGGCACACAAGUUGGUAGACUUUGAGUUUGACCACGAAUCGUGCAAGUGGCUCAAGGGCCACAAGCUACCAGUCACGAGUGUGUGCGCCACCGAGGACGGCAGUGCCAUCUACUCGGCGGCGAAAGACGGCUCGAUUUUGAAGUGGUCGAUUGGUGAGCAGGGCGUGACCAAGACCAAGCUGGUCGUGCCAUUCGACGACGAAGCGGACACGGAUGCCAGCAAAACCCCGACGAAAAAACAACAGAAGAAGGUUCCCGACCACAAGAAGACCAUCUUGGCGUUGGCCGUGAGCUCGGACAGCAAGUUCGUCGCCAGUGGCGGCGUCGACAAGAUUCUUCGCGUGUGGGAUGGCGCGUCCAACGAAUUGCUCGAGAGCUUCAAAGGCCAUCGCGACGCUAUCUCGAGCCUGGCGUUCCGCAAGAAAGCGCACAUGCUGUUCUCGGGUUCGUACGACCGCACCGUCAAGCACUGGAACCUCACGGAAAUGGGCUACGUUGAGACGUUGUUUGGCCACCAGAAUGAAAUCACGGCCAUUGAUUGCCUGCAAAAGGAUCGCGUGGUCAGCGUUGGCCGCGACGCGAGCCUGCGCGUAUGGAAGAUCCCUGAAGAAACACAGCUCGUGUUCCAUGGCUCCGGGUCACUGGACUGCCUCGCGAUGGUCUCGGACGAGUAUUACAUUACCGGCGACGACUCAGGGUCGCUGGCGUUGUGGUUCAACGGCAAGAAGAAGCCGACGUUCGUCGCGCGCGCGGUACAUGGCGGCAAGUGGAUCUCCAGCAUCGCCGUGCUUCCCCGGUCGGACCUCGUCGCCACGGGGUCGUCGGACGGGUUUGUUCGGCUGUGGAAGGCCAACUUGAAAACACGGGUGCUGGAACCUGUGGGCGCCAUCCCCGUCGACGGGUUUGUGAAUGCGCUGGCGUUUCCAAAGGCGGGCACGUUCCUUGUGGCGGGUGUGGGCAAAGAACACCGAUGUGGGCGGUGGGAAGUCAACAAAGCCGCGGCCAACGGCGUCGUGCUCGUGGCAUUGCCUACGUUAUUCGACGAGUAGAAUCGGGAUUGCAAACCACAGCACACACAACAUUUUUUCUAAGCUAAAACAACUUCACACAUACGAAUC